Molecule: messenger RNA, 1602 nt
Organism: Echinops telfairi (small Madagascar hedgehog)
Lineage: Eukaryota; Metazoa; Chordata; Mammalia; Afrosoricida; Tenrecidae
Gene: DNAJB11
Product: DnaJ heat shock protein family (Hsp40) member B11
Exons: 10
Coding region: 144-1220 (358 amino acids)
Biological process (GO): protein maturation; protein folding
Cellular component (GO): endoplasmic reticulum
Molecular function (GO): misfolded protein binding
Source: RefSeq, a predicted model, not a curated record
GUGGACUGGCUGAGGAAGGGGCUAGUGGCUGUCGCUGCGGACCGAGCGCGUAGCGGCUUCACGGGGUCGCGUGUGCCGGCCAGCCAGCGCGGCGGCGGAGGCGACUGUGAGCAGUGUUUGGCAUAGCGUCCGGGACAGUCACCAUGGCCCCGCAGAACCUGGGCACCUUCUGCCUGUUGCUGCUGUACCUCAUCGGGGCCGUGAUCGCCGGGCGAGAUUUCUAUAAGAUCUUGGGGGUGCCUCGAAGUGCCUCUAUAAAGGAUAUUAAGAAAGCCUAUAGGAAACUAGCCCUGCAGCUUCAUCCGGAUCGGAACCCUGAUGAUCCACGAGCUCAGGAGAAAUUCCAGGACCUGGGUGCUGCUUAUGAGGUUCUAUCAGAUAGUGAGAAACGGAAACAAUACGAUGCGUAUGGUGAGGAGGGGCUGAAAGAAGGACAUCAGAGCUCCCAUGGAGACAUUUUUUCACACUUCUUUGGCGAUUUCGGCUUCAUGUUUGGAGGAACCCCCCGCCAGCAAGACAGGAAUAUUCCGAGAGGAAGUGAUAUUAUUGUAGCACUAGAAGUCACUUUGGAAGAAGUGUAUGCAGGAAAUUUUGUGGAAGUAGUUCGAAACAAACCCGUGGCAAGACAGGCGCCUGGCAAACGGAAAUGCAACUGCCGCCAAGAGAUGCGGACCACCCAGCUAGGCCCCGGGCGCUUCCAGAUGACCCAGGAAGUGGUCUGCGAUGAGUGCCCGAACGUCAAACUAGUGAAUGAAGAACGGACCCUGGAGGUGGAAAUAGAACCUGGGGUGAGAGAUGGCAUGGAGUACCCCUUUAUUGGAGAAGGCGAGCCGCACGUGGAUGGGGAACCAGGAGACUUGCGGUUCCGAAUCCGAGUGGUCAAGCACCCAAUAUUUGAAAGGAGAGGAGAUGAUUUAUACACAAACGUGACCAUCUCACUAGUUGAGUCACUGGUUGGCUUUGAAAUGGAUAUUACUCACUUAGAUGGUCACAAGGUACAUAUUUCCCGGGAUAAGAUCACCAGGCCAGGAGCCAAGCUUUGGAAGAAAGGGGAAGGGCUCCCCAACUUUGACAACAACAACAUCAAAGGCUCUUUAAUAAUCACUUUUGAUGUGGAUUUUCCAAAAGAACAGUUAUCAGAGGAAGCAAGAGAAGGUAUCAAACAACUACUUAAACAAGGAUCAGUGCAGAAGGUGUACAAUGGUCUGCAAGGGUAUUAAGAGCCAAUAAAAUUGGACUUUGUUGAAAUAAGUGGAUCGGCGAUAUUUAUUAUCUGCAAGAUGUUUUUUUGUGUGCGGUUUUUGUUUCAUUUUCAGGAUGCAAAGUUUGGCUUAAUUUUUUUUUCUAAUGAUCGUCAUGAGAUGAAUAGAAGAGGGUUUAGGAAUUUGUUCAUUUGCGUUCAGAAAGAACGGCUUCAUAAUACCUCUCCCCUUGGGGCUGACACGUCUGGUGCUGCUGCCGGAGUUUCAAGAAUUAAAGCCACAAAAGGACUCCAGGAGCCCAAGAAACACAGCAGAGGAGGGUGGAAGUUCAUUGUAAAGUGUCUCAUUCAAAAUGCCAACUGGAGAAACCGGUUUUUAAAUACAUUUUGUUGUGACUUUA